Leguminivora glycinivorella is the source of this 3041-nucleotide messenger RNA. Its product is annotated as synaptotagmin-6-like. The record is from RefSeq and is a predicted model, not a curated record. Bases 5 to 1510 code for a protein of 501 amino acids. Gene Ontology annotation, molecular function: clathrin binding; calcium-dependent phospholipid binding; SNARE binding. The transcript is spliced from 11 exons. NCBI's taxonomy places the organism in Eukaryota, Metazoa, Arthropoda, Insecta, Lepidoptera, Tortricidae. Gene Ontology annotation, biological process: regulation of dopamine secretion; regulation of calcium ion-dependent exocytosis; calcium-ion regulated exocytosis. Gene Ontology annotation, cellular component: membrane.
CGAUAUGGGCGUUUCGAGACACGGUAGCACCGCGGUCCCAGCCGAGCUUGAGCUCGCGCGAUCGCGACCCCACCUGUUGAUCGUCGAGGACUCGAGGGAAACGCGUGCUAGCGAAGUUGCGUGGCAGCCCGAAAGCCUCGAGGACCUGUCAGGUCUCCGAAGCAGUUCUGUAGACUACGCCGCCGCGUUACUGCUGGCAGUCAUGGCGGCAGUACUGCUAGCCGCCGUCGGGUACCACUGCGCUGCCACCUGGAGAUGGAUCGUGGGGAGGUGUGUACGAAGCCGCCGCGCGUCUGAAGAAAGCAACUGCGAUUCCCUCUCUCGUCAAGCCGCUAUAAGGAUCAGCCACUCGCUACCUGACCUGCAGACCGAGCCCCUCAAGCAAGAGUAUGUUCAAGAGCACAAGGACCCGGCUAACAAGAAGGUUCUAAGGCAAACGACGCUGCCGAUCGUACCGACGCGCCUGCAGACUUUCCAGCGGCAGCUUUCCUACCGCCUGGACCUGCCUUCGAUCCAGUUCAGCAUCUGCAGCCUGGAGAGAGCUGACUCGUCUAUUGGACUUAUCAAGCCCGAGCUAUACAAGAACGAGCUGGUUCGUCAGUCGUCCACCGACAGUGCUGAGCUGGAGUUCUGCGGGAAACUUCACUUCGCGCUGCGUUAUGACACGGAGGUUGAGGCACUUGUUGGCAAGAUCUUCGAAGCUCGUGACUUACCCAUCAAGGACGUGACAGGCAGUAGCGACCCCUACAUCAAAGUGUUCCUUCUGCCAGACCGCAAGAAGAAAUUCCAGACUAAAGUACAUCGCAAGAACUUGAACCCGGUGUUUAACGAAACCUUCCUGUUCAGUGUCCCAUACGAAGAGCUUCGCCAGCGCUACCUUCAGUUCUCCGUGUACGAUUUCGACCGCUUCUCGAGACACGACCUGAUCGGCCACGUGGUCCUCAAGGGCCUGCUGGAAUCGGCAGACCUGCAUCAGGAGAUCGAGUAUACCAUGAACAUACUGGCUGCGCCACAGGAGAAGAAAGACCUCGGCGAGUUGAUGCUCUCACUCUGUUACCUACCCACGGCCGGUCGACUGACGGUGACUGUCAUCAAGGGAAGGAACCUUAAAGCUAUGGACAUCAGUGGAUCAUCAGACCCAUACGUGAAAAUAUGCCUUAUAUGCCAAGGCAAGAGGAUAAAGAAGAAGAAAACCACAGUCAAGAAGAAUACACUGAACCCAGUCUACAACGAGGCUUUGGUCUUCGAUCUGCCUUCAGAGAACGUCUUCGAUAUUACGCUCUUGGUCAAAGUUAUUGAUUAUGACAGGAUUGGUUCCAACGAGCUGAUUGGGUGCACGGCCAUCGGCUCGUCCCUCAUCGGUAUGGGUCGCGAGCAUUGGCUUGAGAUGCUGGACAACCCUCGGAAACCGGUGGCUCAGUGGUACCCGCUCAACAAGAGCCCACCCUCCAACAUCACCCUACCUACGAAUGACCAGUCGAAUGGCCUGAGCUGCUUAAAUGGAAGAUGAAGAGACGGCGACUGUGAACCAUCUCAAAAUGGCCGUUAAACAACACAAAAUGGCGCGCGUCCGCAGAAAGCCGCGCUUUCAAAGGAACGGGAAACGUUUUGGAAUUCUCACGAUGCCAAAUGUAUAGGUAUAUAUGUGACUAAAAUAAGGGUUGUAUGUCCAUUUACUGUAGUUUAACAAUCGGUGUUCGGUGAUAUUGAUAGUAGUGUUAGAAUAGGUUAGAUUGUUUGUUACAGUAGACAUGAAUUUAACCCUUAGCGAUUAUUUAUGAUUAGUUUUAGACGUAGACAUGUAUACCUUUAUAUAUUUUAUAGUUAAAGGCAUAUCCUGAUAGAUAUCAUGUCAUAUCUUUGUCAUUCAACGUUAUUAAAUUUGGAGCCUUUAAUGUUUUCUUGUCCCUUUUUGCUCUGGUGGUAUUUAUACACUUUUAUAUUUAUAAACAUAUUUUUAAUAUACAUACGCACACUCUCUUCAAGACUAAAUCGCGUCAUGUAGAAUUAAAUGUACCUCUAAGUGAUUCAAUGUUGUAAAAUUGUUGUCAGUUGUAAUAUAAAUUAAAAAUGUAAGUAAAGGGUUAAACAGACUUGGUUGGAAGGGUUAGAUGUUAGAACAGAAUCGGGACAUAUCCAAGAGGAAAUAUUGCGAGUUCUGUCUUUUCUGUUGUUAAUAAAUUGCAUUAUUUGCAAUUAAUGUUAGAAUUGGGGAUUCUGCAAAAAUCGUCCGGUUCUUGUUCAUACCCAAGUCUGUUUGAGCGCCACAGUAUUUGUAUGCGCCAUGAAAUAAAGAUAUUAUAAUGAAAUCAAAUAUUCUAUGAUACCAUUUUACUACAUGCACAAAAGAGUUAGUUAUUUUCAAAACUUGGCGAAUGUUUGAAACAUUCUUUAGUGUCGGACAAUAAUGUAGAGGGAAACGUUGCAAGAAAAACACGAAAUAUGUUUUUUUUUUCACAUUGUGUGCACAAUACUUAUAAAAAAUAUAUAAUAAUAUUCCUAAUGUAUGUUACCAUCUUUUUAAGAUAAAAUUGAAGCUUUAAAUCGUAUUAAAUAAAUUUUAAGAAUAUAUAUUAUCAAAUGAUUAAUUUUUAAUAUAAAACUUUUAAUUUAUAUAUAAUUAUUAUAAAACAGUCAAACUGUGUUGUCAAAUAGCUAUUUAUAUAAGCAAAAUGGAGGAAAUAUUCAGUUUGAUAAGUUAAUAAAUUACAAGGGAAUGUAUUUUAAGUAAAAUAAUUUGUUUUUUAAUAAUUAUAGUUUGGCUACCUAUGCACAUUAUUACUUGCAUAAAACAAAUUUGACUUUAAACAAAUUAAAAAAAAAUUAAAAUCAGUUUUGAGUUAUCGUGAGCUCUCAAUUUGUACCUAUAAUAUUUACUAAACAUACUAAACAUUGUAUUUAAAAGCCAAAGGUUUCUUAAAACCUGAUCUUAUUCAUGGCUGUUUCCUAUCAGAACAAUAGUUAUUUGUUAUACAAGGGGGCAAAGUUGUAUUUUAACGCCGAGUGUGGAAUUGAAAAACGAGCAAGUGAAAGGAUUCUAU